Drosophila takahashii is the source of this 2395-nucleotide messenger RNA. RefSeq names its product sodium/potassium/calcium exchanger zydeco (gene zyd). The record is from RefSeq and is a predicted model, not a curated record. NCBI's taxonomy places the organism in Eukaryota, Metazoa, Arthropoda, Insecta, Diptera, Drosophilidae. Gene Ontology annotation, cellular component: plasma membrane. Gene Ontology annotation, molecular function: calcium, potassium:sodium antiporter activity; calcium channel activity. Gene Ontology annotation, biological process: calcium ion transmembrane transport; intracellular calcium ion homeostasis.
CACCACCCACAAUUCCACCCACCAGGGAACUCAACGUGCCAUUGUGGAACUGGAUCUUUAGAACAAAUUGAGAUAACUCUCGCCGUCUCACUUAAGCCGAGCUGAAAAGAGACUGAAGCCAAAGGAAAAGAGAUCAUAGAAAAUAAAGAAAAGCAAAAGAAACGUGAAUAAAAGAAAGGCGCGGGAGGCGAGAGAAACGCGAAAAGAAAACGGCAAAGGAAAGAAAGAGAAAAUCAACACCAUUGAAGUGGGGAUUGAGAUUGCGCUUCAUACAACGGCGCAUCGCAGUUUACGAGUGUCCAUCACCACUACAACACCGUGCAGCAAUGGAAGACUAUUGGGGUCUUAGCAGCACUACGGAUAUAAAUUGCACUCAGCCCGCCAUCGACGACUUCCCCAGGGAUCUUUUCUCGGAGGCGCAAAGGCAGUCCGGUGCUGUUGUACUUCAUGUUAUAGCCAGUUUAUAUUUAUUCGUAGCCUUAGCCGUAGUGUGUGAUGAGUACUUCGUGCCAGCAGUUGAGAAAAUAUGUGCAGCACUCAACAUGUCCAAUGAUGUGGCGGGGGCCACGUUCAUGGCUGCGGCCACCUCCGCCCCAGAGCUGUUUGUUAACGUGAUAGGCACCUUUAUCACGGAGGGUGAUAUCGGAGUGGGCACGAUUGUCGGAUCGGCGGUAUUUAACAUCCUGGCAGUCGCCGCCUGUUGCGGAAUUGGAGCUGGAAUGACUAUACCCCUGGACUGGUGGCCGUUGACACGGGACAGUAUUGCCUACGGAGUUACAGUGGCCAUUCUCAUCUGUGUGAUGCACGACGAGCGCGUCGAGUGGUACGAAGCCCUCAUCCUGGUCUCCCUGUACGCCGUCUACCUGGCGGUCAUGUAUUUCGACAAAACGUUCCAAAAGUGCGCCAAAGGUGGCGUAAAGCAGGCGCGUUCGCGCAGCCGGUCCUCCAACUGCAGCAUACACACAAAAAACAGCAAUGAGAAGGAACCAGAGCUCGUGGAAAAUCGUAUAUGCCAGAACAUGGCUAACAUUCAGCUGAACGGAGGACUAAACAAUGACCCGCCGAAGGCUACAGGCACCACCAGUGGCGGCACUACCACCAUUUCGAUCACCACCUCAGCCAUGACCACCGCGAUAGGCACCACCACGCACAGUGUCGGAGCUGAAGGAGAAGGAGGAAGGGCGGCAGGUGAUGUUCCUUCUGAACCGGGCUCCAUUGCCCUUAUGGCACAAAUGGACGGUGGCGAGGCAGAGUCCCAGCUAGCUGUGGCUGCCGCUGAUGAGGAUCGCGAGGAAGAGGGCUACUCCCUGCUCACAUACCCGAAGGAUAAGAGCUGUUUUGCACAGUUUACCUGGCUCAUUAUCUGGCCGAUUCAUCUCCUAUUUCGCAUCGCCAUCCCCGACUGCAAGAAGGCCAAGAACAACAAGAUUUUCCCGCUUACCUUCAUAAUGUGCAUCGUCUGGAUAGGAUCGCUGUCUUACGUGGUUGCGUGGAUGAUAACCAUUAUCGGUGAUACACUUAAGAUACCUGACUCGGUGAUGGGGAUUACAUUCCUGGCGGCUGGAACUAGCGUUCCCGAAGCUGUAUCCAGUGUGAUCGUGGCGAAGCGUGGUCACGGAUCGAUGGGGAUCUGCAACUCAAUUGGGUCAAACACCUUCGACAUCCUGCUGUGCCUGGGGGUUCCCUGGCUAAUCAAAGCUGUCUUCUUUCCGAUCCAACCGGGACAGAACUACGUGGCCAUAAACUCGGCUGGAUUGGAGUACUCGGCGAUCACUUUGCUGUCGACGCUGUUUCUGCUGUAUCUAACGUUCUCCACAAACAAGUUCAAAUUGGACAAGAAGGUGGGCACCGCCUGUCUGGUGAUGUACCUGGUUUUCAUGGUUUUCGCCUCCCUCAUCGAACUCAACGUGUUCUUCCGCGUUAACCUGCCCACAUGCGGUCGAUCAUGAGAUGGAUCUGUAUCCGAUGAUAGCGCGAUAUACGAAGGCCGACUUGUGGAGUAUGAGGUGUGGAUGAACGAUUCACCAUUUUGAAUGAAUGGAUGGAGUGUAGAAAGGCCAGUCAUCUAGUGCUGGUUCCGUUUUCCGAUUCAGUUUCCGGCAGCUGGCUGGAGUGCAGUCGUUUAAUUAAUUAAUAUGAAUUUUCUGUUCUAUUCUAUCUUCCUCGAUAGUUGAGUUACGUUAUACGUUAUGCUGUUAUUGUAAUAAUACUUUUUUUUUUAUUAUUAUUAUUAAAGUAGACUCUUUCACAACCUUCGGUUAGAAACCAAAUGAAAAAUUGAAAAUAGAUGAGAAGAUAUGAAAAGAAAUUAAAGGGCGAAACACAAAACCAAAACCACACUAAAAAAUUUAAUAAUGUAUUUAUAUGAUUAAUAUAUAUGAGAUUUAACAAAGAG